CACCGGCACAGCUAAAAAUUGAGAUCAGAGGUCAGCAAGAGGAGAUGAAAGAUUAAAAACAUCAACCAUCUGCAUCAGGAUUCCAAGUGUUCACAACAAAGUUCGUCUUUACAUAAAAAUAUCCCAGUAAGAAGAAGUGAAACCAGAAGUGGAGAUGGACCUGUAUGUUGUUCUCAUCAUUGCAGGAUUCUGUAUUGAUGCGGCUUUUCCUCUCAAAUCAUCCAAGAGAAGAUUUUUAUUAAAACACUGGGGAGAUCACAGAGUACAACUGACACAGGAGUGUCUGUCUGGGGAUGGGAGCAAUUACAGGGGAUCGGUUUCAGAGUCGGUGCGAGGCCGUAGGUGUCUCUACUGGAACAAGUUUACAAAUCCCUGGGGAAAUUCAGAGGGAAUUGGCAAGCAUAAUAACUGCAGGAAUCCUGACCAGAAUUUAAUGCCUUGGUGUCGUGUCCGAAGAGGAAGAAAGAUUGUGAGAGAAUUCUGUGAUAUCCCAAAAUGUCCAACAUCGGCACCAAAACCUCCAGUAUCUCCAGCUGUGGACACAGAGCUGACAUGUGGGGAGACAUCUGAGAGAAAGAUGAAUAAAAUCGUGGGUGGUUCUUUUGCACCUAUACAUUCACACCCAUGGGUGGCAGCUAUCUUUCAUCGGCAGGAUGGUUUUCUCUGUGGCGGCUCUCUCAUUGCACCGUGUUGGGUUCUUACAGCGGCACACUGCUUUGCUUACAGUGAGUUUUCAACCACAAAGGAUUUGACUGUGUACCUGGGAAAGAAGGCCAUCAACGAAACAGACAUCAGCACAGAACAAAAGUUCACUGUAGAAAAACUGAUCAACCAUCAAACAUUCAGCGAGGACAGUUUCAACAACGACAUAGCACUGCUGAAAAUAAAAAGCAAACACGGUAGAUGUGCCGUGAAGUCUCCAUCUGUUCGGACAGUUUGUCUCCCUCCACUUCACACGAAGCUUCCUGCGGGAUUGCAGUGCAGCAUCGCAGGAUUUGGCAAGGAGAGACUAGGAGCGCUACAUUUCUCACAGUACUUGAAACAGGCAAAGGUGGUGCUCCUCUCCCAGACUGUCUGUCAGCGAGAGCAGCACUAUGGAAACCGCAUCACUGAGAACAUGUUCUGUGCUGGUAGCCCUGACUACAGCACUGAUGCUUGCAAGGGCGACUCUGGUGGGCCUUUGGUGUGUGAAUUUUCUGGAAAGAUGUUUCUGUUUGGGGUGGUGAGCUGGGGUGAAGGCUGUGCAAUGCAGAAUAAACCAGGUGUUUACACACGCGUCACCAACUUCAACAGCUGGAUUGCAGAGAAAGCGGGGCUUCAUAACUACACAGCAGGAGUCAUGUAUCCAAUAAAAUGAUGCCCUGGGGUGGUGGUGGUGGUGGGCGGGGAUUGGGUCAGUAA
Thalassophryne amazonica is the source of this 1401-nucleotide messenger RNA. RefSeq names its product urokinase-type plasminogen activator-like. The transcript is spliced from 11 exons. Bases 155 to 1357 code for a protein of 400 amino acids. The record is from RefSeq and is a predicted model, not a curated record. NCBI's taxonomy places the organism in Eukaryota, Metazoa, Chordata, Actinopteri, Batrachoidiformes, Batrachoididae. Gene Ontology annotation, biological process: regulation of cell adhesion mediated by integrin; plasminogen activation. Gene Ontology annotation, molecular function: serine-type endopeptidase activity.